CAGAGCAGCCUCUCUCCCGCUAGAUUAUCAGAGACCAUAGGAUUAACGCCUGGAAAAGAAAAGGAAAACAAGGACGGAUUUUACGUUGCUUUUUAAAUAGAAAUCCUCUUGAUCCCACCAUGAAUAAGGACUCGGAGGUCGACAUGAAGGACGUGGAGCUCAAUGAGCUGGACCCGGAGAAGCAGCCCAUGACAGGCGAGGUCCAGGCCGCAGGAGGGGAGAAGAAUGGCAGCGUCAAGCUGAAGGUCCCAGAAGACGAGGUUACAUUCACCGGCCUGUCCAAGGAGGAGCUGAUGAAGGUGGCUGGCACCCCAGGGUGGGUGCGAACCCGUUGCGUGCUUCUCGUCCUGUUUUGGCUGGGCUGGUUGGGCAUGCUGGCUGGAGCCAUAGUGAUCAUAGUCCAGGCCCCUCGCUGCAAACCCAUCCCUGAGAUGAACUGGUGGAACGAAGGACCGCUGUACCAGAUCGAUGAUCUUGAAACCUUCUAUGAUGGACUUGCAGGUAGAAUACUUUUGUAUUUUCAGGGUUAAUCUCAGACUUUUAAUGGCUAAGGCCUUUCUUGCUACUGUUACUAUUCCUAUAAUACUAUUUUCACAUCCCUAUUCUCAAAAUACGGAUGUGAGAUCAUCUUCACAGCGUGGUCUGGCCUGUGGUAACCCGUGCGUAUUCACACAGGAGAGGUCUUGUGGCAAGGUCUUGUGUUUCCUGAGUUCUGCAUGGACUGUUUCAGCUGGUCAGAUGCCGAACUGCUGACAAGGCCGACAACGAGUGACUCAAGGUCUAAAGGGCCUAAAAAGUCGACUAAUCAUUUCUUUCAUAUCUCUCCUGCUCAGAUUUAAGGUCAAAGUUGAGCAACCCGGUACAUUUUAUUUUCCCCAGUGGUUUGCAGAAUCAGAUAGAAGUAGAAAUGUAACUAUUUUAUUUUUUUUACAAAUGCCGCUUAACACAGCAGUCACGAUUAUAAGCCUUCGUUUUCCAAGCUGGCUUUUAACAACAUGUUUUUUUAGGUUGUACAGGUUGUACUGCUGCUCUUAAAGUGAAUUGCUCGGGGGCACUCAGGUUUCCAACAGUCCUUGGGCAGAAUUCCAACAACCACAUGUGACUUGGUGGUGCUUACAUAACGUGUGUGUGUGUGUGUGUGUGUGUGUGUGU
This is a messenger RNA of Anarrhichthys ocellatus (wolf-eel), 1152 nucleotides long. RefSeq names its product 4F2 cell-surface antigen heavy chain-like. Gene Ontology annotation, cellular component: apical plasma membrane; basolateral plasma membrane. Lineage: Eukaryota; Metazoa; Chordata; Actinopteri; Perciformes; Anarhichadidae. Gene Ontology annotation, molecular function: aromatic amino acid transmembrane transporter activity; L-leucine transmembrane transporter activity; L-alanine transmembrane transporter activity. The transcript has 3 exons. The record is from RefSeq and is a predicted model, not a curated record. The coding region runs from base 120 to 530 and encodes 136 amino acids. Gene Ontology annotation, biological process: L-alanine import across plasma membrane; phenylalanine transport; L-leucine import across plasma membrane.